AUGUCGUCAAGUUCUAAUUUUGAAGCUUCCAAUCUUCUUGAAGACAAUGAAUGGGAAGAAAAAAUUGUUGAACAAAAUCAGCAACUCGAUCAACUAAUCGAGGAUAUAGCUAUUUGGCCAACAACCCUGUCUUCAAAACCUACAACCCAGACGGUUAGAGCUAGAAGGAGAUACAUUGAAAGAAAACGCGAGGAGGGUCAUGAUACUAUUUUCGAGCAGUACUUUUCUGAAGAUCCAAUCAAUCCUCCACAUUUUUUUCGAACAAGGUAUCGCAUGCGAAAACCUUUGUUCGAAAAAAUAAUGAACAAACUCAUCGAGACCGACAACUUUUUUGUGCAAAAGCGUGAUGCUACUGGUCGGCUUGGUAUGUCUGCAAUUCAGAAAUGUACAAUAGCGAUGAGGAUGUUGGCCUACGGGGCGGAGGCUGACUUGCGAAAUAUUGGAGAAUGA
This is a messenger RNA of Salvia splendens (bonfire salvia), 450 nucleotides long. RefSeq lists its product as uncharacterized. The coding region runs from base 1 to 450 and encodes 149 amino acids. The record is from RefSeq and is a predicted model, not a curated record. The transcript has a single exon. Lineage: Eukaryota; Viridiplantae; Streptophyta; Magnoliopsida; Lamiales; Lamiaceae.